This is a messenger RNA of Thyridium curvatum, 1845 nucleotides long. RefSeq lists its product as uncharacterized. Gene Ontology annotation, molecular function: copper ion binding; oxidoreductase activity. Bases 1 to 1845 code for a protein of 614 amino acids. NCBI's taxonomy places the organism in Eukaryota, Fungi, Ascomycota, Sordariomycetes, Thyridiales, Thyridiaceae. The transcript has 6 exons. The record is from RefSeq and is a predicted model, not a curated record.
AUGCUGUGCCAUCCCAUUGCCACUCUGGCUCUAGGGCUGUCUAUUCUUCCAUGGAGCUUGGCCAAGAAUAUUACAAAGGCCAUACCUGCAAAGGAGGCAGCUGCCCUUGCAGCUGUUCAGGAAGACACUCCUGAAACGUUCAGCGCUAAGAAGGGUGGGAGUUUGAGUCCAGACUACCCUCUUAUCUUCAAAGUGGCACUCCCAAUCCCACCUGUCAAGCAGCCGUCCAAGGUCAUCACCAACCCUACAACUGGCAAAGAGAUAUGGUACUAUGAGGUGGAGAUCAAACCCUUCACUCAACAGGUUUAUCCCAACCUGCGCAAGGCCAACCUGGUCGGCUACGACGGAAUGUCGCCUGGUCCCACCUUCAUUAUUCCACGAGGAACCGAGAGCGUUGUGCGAUUCAUCAACAAUGCUCCGGCAGAGAACUCUGUCCAUCUUCAUGGCUCCUUCUCUCGUGCACCGUUUGACGGCUGGGCUGAGGAUGUGACAUUCCCAGGCCAGUAUAAGGACUACUACUAUCCCAACCAGCAGUCCGCCCGGUUGCUGUGGUACCACGACCAUGCUAUGCAUAUCACUGCCGAGAACGCAUACAUGGGCCAAGCUGGCGCCUACAUUCUCCGGGACCCAGCUGAGGACGCCCUUGGACUGCCCAGCGGGUAUGGCGUAUAUGACAUCCCACUCAUCCUCACAUCUAAGCAGUACAACUCUGAUGGUACGCUCUUCUCGACCAACGGCGAAACCAAGAGCUUAUGGGGAGAUGUUAUCCAUGUGAAUGGACAACCGUGGCCGUUCCUCAAUGUUGAGCCCAGGAAGUAUCGCUUUCGGUUCCUCAAUGCAGCAGUGUCUCGAUCAUUUGCACUUUAUUUCGCGUUGACUGAAAAUGUCAAUGGCAAGCUGCCCUUCAAGGUGAUUGCGUCAGAUGCAGGCCUCCUGACUGGCCCGGUGCAAGUUUCCGAUAUGUAUGUCUCGAUGGCCGAGCGUUAUGAGAUCGUCUUCGACUUCUCCUCAUAUGCUGGCAAGACAAUUGAGCUCCGCAACCUCGAGCGCGCUGGCGGCAUUGGCGUAGAGGAUGACUUCGAUAACACGGACAAAGUCAUGCGCUUCGUCGUAGGUAAGGGACCCCUCGCCACGCCCGAUACAUCGGUCGUGCCCGCGUCACUCCGACAGGUGCCUUUCCCUCCCUCGGGCAGCGUUAUCAACCACCAGUUCCGCUUCCACCGCCACAAUGGCGAGUGGCGUAUUAACGAUAUCGGCUUUUCGGAUGUGAACAACCGAGUGCUGGCCAAGGUUCCGCUCAACACAGUCGAGAUCUGGGAGCUCGAGAACCGCUCUGACGGUUGGACACACCCGAUUCAUAUCCACCUGGUUGACUUCCGAGUCAUCUCUCGAGAAGGCAAUCGUGCAGUUAUGCCAUACGAGUCUCAAGGUCUGAAGGACGUGGUGUGGUUAGGACGAGGCGAGAAAGUUCUGGUCGAGGCUCACUAUGCCCCUUGGGAUGGCGUGUACAUGUUCCACUGCCACAAUCUGAUCCAUGAAGACCACGAUAUGAUGGCAGCGUUCAAUGUCACAGCAUUGUCUGACCUUGGAUAUAACGACACCUCGUUCAUCGACCCCAUGGAGCAGAAGUGGCGAGCCAAGCCAUACCAGGUCGCUGACUUCCAGGCUCGCACGGGCCCUUUCAGUGAACAAGCCAUCAUCAGCACUGUUCAGGCCAUGGCUAACAUGCAGCCGUACAAACGCAUUGACGGAGCUGCGGCCAAAGCUGCGUCAACAAAGCGAGAGGUGCUGUCUGCGAAUGAAGGGACGGGACCCAUCCCGAGGUUCCGCAGAUUUGUGGUCUGA